GGGCGGAGCCACGUCAGCAGCGGGCGGCCGGCGUGGGGCGGCAUGGGGACGGCGGCCCUGGGAGCCGAGCUGGGCGUGCGGGUCCUGCUCUUCGCGGCCUUCCUGGUGACCGAGCUGCUGCCUCCCUUCCAGCGCCGGAUCCAGCCCGAGGAGCUGUGGCUCUACCGGAACCCGUACACGGAGGCCGACUACUUCCCCACCGGCCCCAUGUUUGUCAUCGCCUUCCUCACGCCGCUGUCCCUCAUCUUCCUAGCCAGGUUUCUGAAGAAGGCGGACACCACCGACAGCAAGCAAGCCUGCCUCGCUGCCAGCCUUGCCCUAGCUCUGAAUGGUGUCGUUACCAACACAGUAAAGCUCAUAGUGGGCCGGCCCCGGCCAGAUUUCUUCUACCGCUGCUUCCCCGACGGACUGGCCCAUUCCGAUCUGACCUGCACAGGGGAGAAGGAUGUGGUGAACGAGGGCCGGAAGAGCUUCCCCAGUGGACACUCUUCCUUUGCGUUCGCUGGCCUGGCCUUCGCUUCCUUCUACCUGGCAGGAAAGUUACACUGCUUCACCCCACGGGGCCGAGGGGAGUCCUGGAGGCUCUGUGCCUUCCUAGCGCCCCUGCUCCUGGCGGCCGUGAUUGCGCUGUCCCGCACGUGUGACUACAAACACCACUGGCAAGACGUCCUAGUGGGGUCCAUGAUCGGAAUGGCGUUUGCUUACGUCUGCUACAGGCAGUACUACCCUCCUCUGACUGAUGGGGAAUGCCACAAACCACUUCAGGACAAGCACAAACUCCCCUCCUCCCAGAAGAAGCCCAGUGAGUCUCACCACUUGGAUAUUUAGCUGAACCUACUACCUCAGUGGAGAACAAGCGAGUCAGCCUCCUAACCGGACACCAUGCACAAGCCAAGAACUCUGGCUAUCAGCUCUCCCGAGGUGAAGGUGUGGACACCGCCACACUGUAGUCCCGCCUCCGGAGGACUGCGCACGCACUUUGCCCCACUUCCAAGGCUAGACCCUGAGCAAUCUCUGCCUGGGGCCUGUUCUGGAAAGUGGCUCUUUCGGGAGUGUUCUCUCUAGGUUAAGAAAGCUGGGCCAUACGAUUGGUGCAAAGAUUGGGUCUUUGCAUUUAUGUAAAUGUCCCUCAAGAGACCUUUUCACAACGGAGACUCUCAUGGCCUCAUUUUAUCCUCAAGACUUUAUGACCAAUCUUAAUCUCUAUCCCUUAUAAAGAAGGGUAGUGCCAGCUAAAGUUUAUGUUUACUUUUUGUGGCCACAUUCCAUUAAGCCUUAAAUAAUAAAACCACCAAUUUGGGCCAAUUUUUUACUUCAUCAGAAAAGAAAACUUACAGAUAUUAUCUGGAAGAUAAAUAUAACUUUCUGCCUUUUAUUCACAAAAAAUAUAUGGAACAAUUAUAGGCUAUCAUCAGAACGUGACACUUUGAGGACCAACUAAUAGCUACCUCUGUUAUACUUUAAAUAAAAUUUUGUCUUAUGUAUAUCUUCCUAUAACAUACUCUGUUUGUUUGUUUUUUGAGACGAUUUCUCUGUGUAGCCCUGGUUGUCUUGGAACUCUGUAGACCAGGCUGGCCUCCAACUCAGAGAUCCGCCUGCCUCUACCUCCUGAGUGCUGGGAUUAAAGGUGUGCAUGAACUCAGCUAUAACAUACUCUUAAGUAUAUUUUCAAUGUAUUCUCUUCCCCCCUCCCCCAGUAAAUCUGACAGUGAAAAAGUGUGUGCCUGAGUUUUUGUACUUUAAGAAGAUCAACACUGGAUCCUCAUGUUGAUACAGGAUGUGACUAAGUGUGGUAUCUGAUGUACAAGCUAAUAUUUAUAGGUCCUAAAGGACAGGCUCUGUGUUUUCUGUAUUUACAGACAUACUUAUCAUUGCCACACUUUAAAUUCUGAGCUGUAGCUCUCCAUGACAAUAAAAACAUUAAUCAAGGGAAAAUAACUUACAUAUUAGUUAUUUGCCUAAAAUUUUUGUUUUGAAUUUAGCAUAAAAGAGAAAAUAGCUACUAUAUUGGUUUUUCUUGAUGAUAAGGCCACAUGAAAGUAACUGGUCAAUAGUUUUAUUUCAGCAUUUACUAAAGUCUUAAAUAUAAUCACAUAUAAAACAAGCAUUUCAAAAGUGCAAAAUAUCAGCAAGGUGAUCAGUGCUAUUCAUCUUCCCUUGAAACAAUCUCUCACUGAGUCUGCAGCCAGGAAUCUGUACAGAUGCUGUUAGGCUCGAGUUUACACACCAGCCUUGCCUCGGUCAAGAGACUACAUGAUACGCAUGAUGCGGGUGAACAGCGUCCAGUGAACACAGGCUCCUCGCCACCUUCCUCACUUGCACAACACAGCAUAGUAACACCACAAGUGGAUGGCGAGGUUCGAGCUCUUUCUAAUGACUGUGUGCCGGACUGCCGGGAAGAAGCAUGUCAGAGUACAGCGCUUUAGCUAGCGCUCUGGGGCCAAGCUGCCCAUCUUUGGUUACAAGAACUCCUUCUUGGUUGUACUUUGGUUUACUCUGAAGUAGUAAUGAUUCUGCUAACAAGAGUAAACAAAUCUGAAGACAGCAACUUGACAAAAACCCUUUAGUAUUUAAUGAAUGCUAUUUCAUUCUCAGUAAUUCCUACUCAAGAGAGAGUGUAAAAAAAAAAAAAAAAA
Messenger RNA from Peromyscus leucopus (white-footed mouse), 2636 nucleotides. It is a transcript of the gene Plpp5, whose product is annotated as phospholipid phosphatase 5. Gene Ontology annotation, biological process: phospholipid metabolic process. The record is from RefSeq and is a predicted model, not a curated record. Lineage: Eukaryota; Metazoa; Chordata; Mammalia; Rodentia; Cricetidae. The transcript is spliced from 7 exons. Gene Ontology annotation, molecular function: phosphatidate phosphatase activity. Bases 43 to 828 code for a protein of 261 amino acids.